Erigeron canadensis is the source of this 2841-nucleotide messenger RNA. RefSeq names its product myosin-10. The transcript is spliced from 5 exons. NCBI's taxonomy places the organism in Eukaryota, Viridiplantae, Streptophyta, Magnoliopsida, Asterales, Asteraceae. The coding region runs from base 188 to 2188 and encodes 666 amino acids. The record is from RefSeq and is a predicted model, not a curated record.
CUCCACUUCAUUCAUUCAAUCACACACACACAAUCGAUCACAAUUCAAUUAUUACAACAGCAAAAUAAUCAUUUAAUUACAGCAGUAAAUUUCAAUCUAUUUAACUUUUCAUGAUCGAACCGUUACGCGAUUAAUUGAUCGGUUAAUUUAGUCAAUUUUAGGUCUUACUUAUUGUUUGAUUAAUUCGAUGGCGGAUGGAGAUGAAAACGACGCCGUUUUGAGUGACGUGGACGAAGAAGAUAGUCCUCCGGUACCGAUUGUGAUCGGAAGUGGCACGGCGUCGGUGGCGGCGGAGGUGGAGAGGCUUGCGGCGGAGGUGGAGCGGGAACGGCAAGCGAGAGAGGAGGUCGAGAAGUCGAAAUCGGAGUUGCAGGUGAAGCUUGAUAGAUUGAAAGGUUGGGCGCAUGAGAUGAUUAAGAAGAAAGAUGAAGUUUCGAAAUCGAACGAGAAGUUGACGGCGGAUUUCGAUGAGGUUGUGAAGGAAAGAGAUGAGUUAUUGAAGGAAAGGGAGGAAUUUGGGAAAAAAAUAGAGGAAAUAAUGAAGGUUAAGGAUUCGUGUAGGUCGGAAAUCGAAAAUGCUGCACAGAUGUUGGUUACUGGAAUUGAUAAGAUUUCGGGGAAGGUUAGUAGUUAUAAGAAUUUUAUGGCUGGUGGAUUGCCGAGGUCGCAGAAGUAUACUGGAUUGCCUGCAGUUGCGUAUGGAGUGAUUAAAAGGACGAAUGAGAUCGUUGAGGAGCUUGUUAGGCAGAUUGAGUUGACUGCCAAGGGUAGAAAUGAGGCUAGGGAGCAAAUGGAACAACGGAAUUAUGAGAUUGCGAUUGAGGUGUCGGAGCUUGAAGCUACGAUUGGUGGGCUUAGAGAUGAGGUGGGGAAGAAAGCGUCUGUUGUUGAAGAGUUGGAAAAAUCGAUGGAGGAGAAAGAUGGGAUGGUUGUGGCAUUGGAAAGGGAGUUGAAGGAGAAGCAGGAUUUAGUGAGUGAGUAUGGGGAUAAGUUGAGGGUUUUGGAGUCACGGAUGGAUUCUCAAAGGCCAUUACUUGUUGAUCAGUUAAGUUAUGUAUCUAAGAUUCAUGAUCGGAUAUGUUGUGUGAUUAAGAUAAUUGACGGUGAUAAGAAAGAGCAGUCGGAUUUAUCAGAUUCUAUGUUUCUUCCGCAAGAAACGGAUCUGGAGGAGAAUAUUCGUGCUUCUUUAGCUGGGUUGGAGACAAUUAAUGAAUUGAGUGUAAUGGUUAUGGAGAAAACAAGGGAUUUGGUUGUCGAGAGAAGUCGUGAAGUUAAAAAUCUGAACGAAUCAGUCACUCAGUUAGUAAAGGAGAAAGAGCAUAUUGGGUCGUUACUCAGGAGUGCUUUGACAAGAAGAAUGUCGGCUGAUCUAUCUUCAAAGACCAAUGAGCUGUUUAAAGUAGCAGAGAAUGGAUUAAGAGAAUCUGGGAUAAAUUAUGAGUUUAGCAAGCAUACAGGGGAUGAAAAAGUUACAGGUUCGAGUAACAAGGAUGGUAAUGUGGAAUCAGAGGAUGAUGAAAUAUAUACUUUGGCUGGUGCUCUUGAAAACAUCAUAAAACAGUCUCAGCUUGAGAUAAUUGAACUGCAGCAUACUGUUGAUGAACUAAGGGCGGAGUCAAGUUUACUCAAGGAACAUGUUGAAGCCCAAGCUAAGGAGCUUUUGCAAAAGAAACAACAGGUAGAGGAACUCGAAGAAAAGGAAAGAGUGGCUAAUGAAAACGUUGAAGGGCUUAUGAUGGACAUUGCUGCAGCUGAAGAGGAGAUCACAAGAUGGAAAGUGGCUGCACAACAAGAAGCUGCAGCAGGCAAAGCUGUGGAACAAGAGUAUAUAGCACAGGUAUCAACCAUACGCCAAGAACUGGAAGAAGCAAAACAGGCUGUGAUAGAAUCAGAAAAAAAGCUGAAAUUCAAAGAGGAAACUGCUGCGGCUGCCAUGGCUGCUAGAGACGCAGCUGAGUCAUCAUUGAAAUUGGCAGACACGAGGGCUAGUCGUUUGAGGGAAAGAGUGGAAGAGUUGACUAGUCAACUUGAACAACUCGACUCACGGAAAAUCUUGAGCAACAGAAACCGGCCUCGAUACAUGUGCUGGCCUUGGCAAUUGCUUGGUCUGGAUCCUAUAGGACCCCGCCAGCCAGACACACAUCCAAGUAGUUCUAAUGAAAUGGAGCUUUCUGAACCUCUUCUCUAAUAUAGUUUGUGCUUCUGGUCUUUUUUUUGGGGGGUGAAUCGUGUAAAAAUGGUAACAUAGGUUGGUUCCUUCUCUAUUUAGGGGAAUAUUGUCUACCUAAAAAAAGGACCUAACAUACAUGUUCGUGUUAAAAAUGAUCCGACUUUCAAAAUUUUGGAUUCGGAUUUGGGAAUGCUUACAUGGUUAAAUAUGACGGACGACGUGGCAUGUCGAUGGUUUUGAAAUUUUGACCAUGUCGACUCUUUUUUUAUGGUGUUAAAAGCCUAUUUACUUGGAAGGUUAACUCGCAUGUAAACCAUUUGAAAGCGGAAUCCUUUUUAUAUGUAAAGAAUGACAUAUUCCCCUGCAUAGAACUGGCCAAAAUAUGCUGUUUAUCAACCACAAUUCACCCUCUAUUUCUCCAUACACUAAAAAUGAUAGAGUUUUACAAAUUUUCAGAGGCUUCCUUGUAGACAGUAUUUACUGUUGUGAAUUUAUUGUACAGUAUACAAAAAGUCGAAUGUUGAAUAGUACUGGUUUUGUGACCAGAUUUCAGACAGAAGUGUGUGAUUUUAGGUGUUUUUCUCUGUAUCAAAGAUAACAUCUCAUAUAACACCAUUUGUAAAUGACUUGGAAUUGAAUCAACUUAUAUGAAGUUAUUUGUGCCUGUGUUA